AUGCCAAUGAAAUGGACCCCCGAGAAGGACCAGCUCCUUCUGCUUAAAAUUCUUGAAACCCACGAGCUCAAAGUCAACACCAGCAAGGUUGCUGAAGCAUGGCCCGCGGGGGACAAACCCACCGCCCGUGCAAUUGCUGAGCGUCUCGUCCGUAUGCGUCAGAUGGUUAAGUCUGCCACCGUUGACAAGGGAGCUGAGGGACACUUCAGCAUCGGAUCCGGGCCUAGCAGCACUCUAUCCACCCCUCAAAAGCCCCGUACAGCCUCUUCUACUGUUUCUCCAGCCGGAUCCACAAAACGCAAGCGAACUGAUACUGGCAAGAGUUCCUCUGUUUCGCCCCUCAGGGCAGAAACGAUCUCUGGUAGUGACCGUGAUGGCGAGUAUGAACUGGAUACUGAGUUCAUGCCGCCUAAUACGCCUAGCAAGAAACUGUCUGACGUUCCUCUGUUUUCUGCGCCGGCUACUCCGGGAAUGGACCAGGUACUGGGUCAAACUUUGCCCUCGGCUGGGACAAGUUUGGGCUUCAUUAAGAGAGAUGAAGCAGUUGGUGACGGUAGUCCUGUUAAGCGGCAGCCUUCUCUAAGAUCACGCCGGGCUACUGUUCACUUUGGAAUGGUUAGCCAUGAGAAUUCGCUUGAUCAUAGCGACGAUCUUCUUGACCCGCGUGAGGAUUCUGUAGAGAGUUCUGCGUCUGAUUAUGUUCCUGAUCCUUCUGUCUUUGAUGACGAUGAAUUUGCGUAG
Molecule: messenger RNA, 741 nt
Organism: Aspergillus versicolor CBS 583.65
Lineage: Eukaryota; Fungi; Ascomycota; Eurotiomycetes; Eurotiales; Aspergillaceae
Exons: 3
Coding region: 1-741 (246 amino acids)
Source: RefSeq, a predicted model, not a curated record